Molecule: messenger RNA, 2750 nt
Organism: Loxodonta africana (African savanna elephant)
Lineage: Eukaryota; Metazoa; Chordata; Mammalia; Proboscidea; Elephantidae
Product: E3 ubiquitin-protein ligase TRIM21
Exons: 6
Coding region: 1-1410 (469 amino acids)
Biological process (GO): regulation of viral entry into host cell; positive regulation of autophagy; protein polyubiquitination
Cellular component (GO): cytosol; cytoplasm; nucleoplasm
Molecular function (GO): protein homodimerization activity; zinc ion binding; protein kinase binding
Source: RefSeq, a predicted model, not a curated record
AUGGCCUCAGCGAAGCUCCUGGCAAUGAUGUGGGAGGAGGUAACAUGCUCUGUCUGCCUGGAUCCCUUCGUGGAGCCUGUGAUCAUUGAAUGUGGCCACAGUUUCUGCCAAGGAUGCAUCUCUGAGGUCGGGAAAGAUGGCGGCAGUAGUUGCCCUGUGUGCCGGCAGAAAUUCCUGCUCAGGAGCAUCCGGCCCAAUCGGCACCUGGCCAACAUGGUGGACAACCUUAGACAAAUGGACCAGAGCACCAAGGAGGACGUGAAGGGGGAUCAGUGUACGGUGCAUGGAGAGAAACUUCACCUGUUCUGUGAGAAAGAUGGAAAAGCACUUUGCUGGGUGUGUGCCCAGUCACGGAAACACCGUGACCACUCCAGGAUCCCUAUUGAGGAAGCUGCACAUGAGUACCAGGAGAAGUUCCAGGUGGCAUUACAGAAGCUGAGAAGAGAGCAGGAGUUAGCUGAGAAGUUGGAAGUCGAUAUUGCUGAGAAGAGAGCAGCCUGGAAGGCAAGGGUUGAGAUGCAAAAAUCAAGGAUUCACGCAGAGUUUGUGCAGCAGAGAAACUUCCUGGCUAAAGAAGAAGAGAGGCAGCUGCAGAAACUUGAGAAGGACGAGAGAGAUCAGCUCAGAAUCCUGGGGGAGGCUGAGGCCCAACUGGCCCAGAAAAGCCAGGCCCUGCAGGAGCUGAUCUCAGAGCUGGAGAGGAGGAGUCGGGGCCCAGUACUGGAACUGCUUCAGGACGCUAAAAGUAUCCUGGAAAGGAGUGAGGCCUGGAACCUGAAGGAGCUAGGCGUUGCCUCCCCAGACCUGAGGAAUGACUUCCGUGUGCCAGGGCUGAAGAAGAUGCUGAGGACAUAUGGAGUACACGUCACUCUGGAUCCAGACACAGCCAAUCCGUGGCUCAUCCUUUCUAAGGAUCGGAGACAAGUGAGGCUUGGAGACACCUCCCAGGACUUGCCUGAAAAUGAAGAGAGAUUUGAUAGUUAUCCCAUGGUCCUCGGUGCCCAGCACUUCGACUCUGGAAAGCUUUACUGGGAGGUAGACGUGACCGGAAAGGAAGACUGGGACCUGGGGGUUUGUAGACACUCUGUCAAGAGGAAGGGACAAUUUACGCUCAGCCCUGAGAAUGGCUUCUGGACAAUUUGGUUGUGGAACAAACAAAAAUAUGAGGCUGGCACUUCCCCCCAGACUUCCCUCUACCUUAAGGUGCCUCCUCGCCAAGUUGGGAUCUUCCUGGACUAUGAGAACCACACCGUCUCCUUCUACAACAUCACUGACCAUGGCUCCCUUAUCUACACUUUCUCUGAAUGUGCCUUUGUUGGGCCUCUGCGGCCCUUCUUCAAUACUGGUUUCAGUGACGGAGGAAGAAACGCGGCCCCUCUGACCCUGUGUCCACUGCAGCUGGGAUGGUAGGGGUCCGCUGACCAUUGGUCUCUUCUGGACACUGCUGUCUGCUCCCUGUUGAUACCCUUCCCAGUUACUGCCCCUGCCUCUUUCCAUUAACUGAGCCACCUCUGCCUCUGCAGAAGUGUCAGCAUCCCAGCAAGCAGGCCUUGACAGGAAAGUCACUGAAAGUCAAGGCCCAGUGGCUUUCAACAGCAAUAUUCCUGCCCUAGAUUGCAUAUGAUUCCCUCCAAGGAGGCCAACUACUUCUAUUUGGUCCAAAUUCAUCUGGAUCAACCAAAAACAUGUUUCUACCUUGUUUAUGUGACUUAAAUUUUGUUUUCUUCUCUUCAUCCCUACAGCCAUUGCCUUUGGUCAGAUCUCUGUUCUAUCUAGGUUUACCAAGAGGCUUCCUGAGGGAAUUAUGCCUCAGUCUAUCCCAUUCAGAGCUCAUUUCUCGUCUACAUCUAGAAUUCUCUUUCCAACAGACACGCACCUGAUCAUAAGUGGCUCCACAUUGCCUAUAGAAAAAUAGCCAUAUUUUUAAAUUAAGGCUAAAUUAUGCAGGCCUUAGAUUGCCAUGGUAAAUAUGCAGCCUGUUGUGCACCCAAACCUCCCCCCACCCCCGCCACCCCGCCACACACACGGACACCUUAAACCUUAAACAUGAAAUAUUUGCUACUGUAAACAUGUUUAAUAUUGAUGUGUCUUUGACAUUGUACACAGUGUUUUUCCUGCCUGGAUCAUUCUCCCUUCUUCUACACUUGGAAUAUUUGGUCUUGGAUUGUGAGACCCAGGUCAAGAGUCCCUUUUGUUACUCCCUGUCUUAGUUACAUAUUGCUGCUGUUACAGAAAUACCAUAAGUAAAUGGCUUUAAAGAAUAGGAAUUUAUUUUCUCAUAAUUCUGCAGGCUAAAAGCUCAAAUCAAGGUCUCAGCCAUAUUGAUUUCUUGUCAAUACCCCUGGACAUUCCUUGGUUCCUUGGCGUUCCUUGGCUUGUGAACAAUCCUCACACGGUGUCUGUCUUUCCCCGUGUGUGUGUUUUUUUCUCAGAAGUGAUUAGAUUUAGAACCCACUCUACUUGGAUAUGACCUAAUUAACAAUGAAGAAAACCCCAUUUCCAAGCAUGAUCACACCCACAGGUACAAGGGCCAGGAUUUAACACUUUCAAAUAUUUCUAAAGAUUUACCUCCUAGUAAAUCUUUCGCAGGAGGGUAUUUGAAGAUAAGCACCACCAAAAUGAGGGAAGAAGCCAAAAAUAGAGAAACAUGGGCUGCAACUAAGAAACUGAUACAAAGAGAUACAAUACAGGAGAGGGUGUAGGCUGCGACCAAAAAAGAACCAAACCCAGUGCCAUCAAGUCGAUUCCGA